Messenger RNA from Rubroshorea leprosula, 2654 nucleotides. The record is from the annotation of a GenBank genome assembly. Lineage: Eukaryota; Viridiplantae; Streptophyta; Magnoliopsida; Malvales; Dipterocarpaceae.
GUUGUAGUAAAUCCUCAUUAAGACUUCUGCACAACCAAUUGAAAUAAUUUGUCAAAAUGCAUUCACAUCAUUGUUAACUUUAUCUAGUAACAAUUCAACUAAAAUACCAAUAUCAUCCUUUUGAGAGGAACAAAUGGUGUUUUAAGGCCAAUGGUCCAAACAUGUUUGCUGAUGACAGAUGACAGAUUAUAGCUGAAUCAUCUUUUACAACUUCAAAGGAAUUCCAUGCCUGCAACCAAAAAUGAAUUCCAUUUCCGUGGCCACGAGCUGCUUCGCUCGCCCUCAAUCUCAAGUUCAAGCUCGCUCCAAAACCCAGAGGCAUUCCUCAAAGAGAAACCCCAAUUCGAAGUUCAAGCCUAAAAAUAAAAGGAGUACCAAGUACAAGCCCCUCUCUGUGUCUGCUCCUUCUUCCAGCGUAGAAGCCACCACCUACACUCCCCUCCCUCCUAAACAAGACUUCUCUCCUCCAUCCUCUGAAUCGUCCAGAGAAAUCAAGCUUUUUGAUUCUGAUAUCGCCCAAUUCGACUUCAAUGAUUUGUCUGAGACGGAAACAGAUAGCGGUGAAGAGGAGGAAGCUGAGGAAGGACUCCAAUAUGAGCAAUUUGAGGAGAAGGGGAUACUGGCCGUAAUGCGAUGCUUUGACCGGGCUAAGAUUUAUGUUAAAGCGGCUGAUGGAGGGAAUGGGUUUGUUGCCCUUCGCCGCGAAAAGUAUGUUCCUCUGGGGGCACUGUCAGGUGGGGAUGGAGGGAGGGGCGGGAAUGUGUAUGUGGAGGUGGACGAGGCAACGAGUUCUCUGUUGCCUUUCAGAAAUGGAGUGCAUUUUAGGGCUGGGAGAGGAGGGCACGGCCAAGGGAGGAUGCAGAACGGGGCCAAGGGAGAGGAUGUGGUUGUGAAAGUGGCCCCGGGACGGUUAUCAGGGAGGCUGGGAGGGAGGAGGUCUUGUUGGAACUGUCGCAUCUGGGACAGGACAGCAUUGCUGCUUCCUGGUGGGAGAGGUGGCCGAGGCAAUGCCUCUUUUAAGUCUGGCGCCAAUAAAGUGCCAAGGUUGGCUGAGAAUGGUGAACCAGGUCCAGAAAUGUGGUUGGAAUUGGAGUUAAAACUGGUUGCAGAUGUUGGAAUAGUAGGUGCUCCAAAUGCUGGGAAAAGCACACUAUUGAGUGUGAUAAGUGCUGCUCAGCCAGCAACAGCAAAUUAUCCUUUUACAACUUUGCUUCCCAAUUUGGGAGUAGUUUCAUCUGAUUAUGAUUCUACUAUGGUAGUAGCAGAUCUGCCUGGUUUACUUGAAGGAGCACACAGGAGUUUCGGUUUAGCUCAUGAGUUCCUAUGGCAUACCGAAAGAUGUUCUGCACUGAUACAUGUUGUUGAUGGUUCCUCUCAGCAGCCAGAAAUUGAGUUUGAUGCUGUACGUCUUGAGCUGGAAGUGUUUCGUCCUGAACUUGCGGAGAAGCCUUAUAUAGUUGCCUGUAACAAAAUGGAUCUUCCAGAGGCAUAUGAAAAUUGGCCUUCAUUUAAGCAAAGCCUACAAGCAUGCAGAAUUGAACCUUUUUUCAUUAGUGCAGCAAGUGGAGAAGGCACACGCAAAGUUUCUGUGCUGCUUAUGAGCUUCUUCAAAAGUGUAAAGAAUCCAAUAUGGAGUUCGAAGGUCACAUUUUUAUGUGGUUUGGUUCCUUGAAUUUUUCAUAUUGCAUCCUUAUUUAUAUAUGUUUCGUUUUCUAUGGUAUGCAAUCUUCUCAUGAAUCCUUUUAUUGACAAGUCUGUCUACUUUAGAUUUGACAGCACCAGAAGAUCUGAAUCAUGUGGCUGAUAUGGUACAUAAGCAGUGCAAUGCCUCCAUUGAUGAGUUUGAGAUCAGACAGUAGUUCAAAUACUUGGCAUGUAAUUGGCGCAGGAUUACAACGUUUUGUUCAGAUGACAAACUGGCGGUAGGAAUUUGAACUUAUUCCUUUGAGUGUAGCCCUGCUAGCCUAUCUGCUAUCCUCUUUCACUCGCUCUCAUGCAUUUCUAUUUUGUCCUGUUCCAUGAUCAUCUCAAAGCACAUUAUGUUUUGAAUUAUAACUUUACAAAUCUUCUAAUCUGUGAAUGUUGUACAUUCAUGAAAAUGGAAUCAUUUUCAUUUCAAAGAGAAACGAAGUUAAAAAUGUAUUCUUAGGAGUACUUGAGAGCAGCCAUAUACCAGUUUAAAGUACCACCGAACAACAAUUUACAUGCUUUCUUUGAUAUACCUUAUCUUUUUGUCUUUCUGGCUUAUCUUGAACGUUACCAAUACUGCUUUUGAUAUAAAUUGUGAUUCUUUUGAACCAGAUAUAUGGAUUCUGAGUAAAGGUUCCAACAUGUUCUCGAGGCUUGUGUUGUGAAUCGUUCUCUUAUGAAGCUUGGUGUUAAAGAAGGUGAUACAGUAAUAGUUGGAGAGGUAUGUUCAUACUGUUCUAUAAUUUGCUAUAUAAUGUUUGUUUUUCCUUGCGAUGCAUUUGACAUACGUAUAAGCAAUUUACUUAAAAGGAACAACACAUGUAAUAUGAUUACAUUGAUGCCCCUACCUUUAAAACCUAUGUCUGUUUUUGAUAUAUGGAUUCCAAUUACAUUUCACUUCAUUGUGUGUCCAUGAGAACAACCAAUCAACAUGUAACACUUCACAAUAAAACCAAUUCUAAUGA